CUUAAACAAAAACGAAUAGAUUUUAAAGACGGAGAAAAUAAAAAUGCAGGACAAACGGAAAAAAGUGGAGGCGGCCCGUAGCCACUUUGAACCUUUAUUUAGGCAGAAAACAGGAUUUGCCUCUCUUCUAUUCGCUGUAUGUUGCUUAUACGGUGUAGGACUUUCUUCUUUUCAAUGGUUCUUUUUUUCCUGCCAUAGUUUCAUCCCGCGGGAAUCGAUGAGAAUGCCAGAAUAUAACAACAAAACGGUGGAGAAAAAAAAGGGGAAAGAAGUUGAGGACGAGAAAGACGUCAACUGUCGGCUUUGUAUAUUUUAAAUCCUCUCAGCCAUCGGCCGCAUUCCCGCACGGAUGCUUUACACUAGUCCUAUCCCCUAUUUGUUUUUUGUUUUUAUUUCUCUUCGUUUUAACCCUUGAAAAUGCCUUUUUUUUAAUUUUUAUUUAUUUCAACAUCGCGCGCCUUGACUUCUUUUGGGUUUGACCAACAUUUUUCGUUUGAAAAGGAAAAAAAAAUCUGGUUUUCCCGCGCUCUUCGGUUGAGCAUCGAUCGGCCCAAAAAAGGAAAGAAGCUGAAUGAGGAGAUUUAAAACGCUGAUUGUUGGACCGUGACGGACGAACGGAUGGUCGAAAGCUCGGGGUAUUUUUUUUGUUUGUUAUUGGAAUUUAUAGGCACACACAAAGACGCACGGUUCUUUUUUUUUCUUCUCCGUUCUUUUCCCUUUAGGUUGCAUCAUUCUUUAUAAUUUUUUGAAAAUCCUUUUCUGGUUCAAACCGACGAAAAAGACUACGACUUUUUUUGAAAUCGUGAAUGUAUAUGCAAGAAGACGGAAGCGGUUGACUAGAAAACGCAGACAUUGUGCGCAAUGAAAUGUUUUCGCUCGCGCGGCGGGAGAACGAGGUGUCAAGAAAAUGUAGCGGUGCGGCAUUGGCGGCGGCGGCAUUGGGAAAGAAGCGGGAAUGAAUCAGAUGGAGACUUUGGUUGGGUGUCGGUAGAGCUGUUGGUGGUCAAAGGAAUUCACGUCGUAAAUUGAGUGGUUCACAAGUGGGCGCCAGUAUAGUUGUAGGUAAAACAGUACAGCCACUUCACUCUAUAAAUCCUCACGAUAUUGGAUGGGAGGGACGAUAGAGAACGAAGCGUCUUGUUAACUUUUUUGUUUUCUCGUUUUCAUCUUUUCCUCUUUUUUUUUCAUUUGGGUUGUUGUUGCCAACCCUCCAAUCUCGUUGUUUGCUACGAUAUUACGCUUGUGUUUGAAGAUUUAUUUUGUUUUUCGAACCGUUGCUCAAUGGUAACUUGUACGCCAUCUAGCGGUGAUUGGAGAAUGAACGUGGUCUAAACGGCUGCUGGCGGGAUUGUUCAACGGUCGUUCGAUUGAAUCCCGUUUCACGAAUCGGUACAUGUCAUGCCAUCUGACGGUCGUUUCGCUCACGACGUUGUAAUUCAGCGCACAAUUCGUAAUUGCGAAAUGCUUCCAUUCUCGGUAUUAUUAUGUAGGUUUCACUUGAAAUGGGCAAUUGGAUCGAUACAGUAGUAGAUUAAAUUCAGGGCCGCGUUCUAUUAACCACAUCUCGUCGAUCUAGAUAUUCAACUCCCCCCUCCCUUAAUCGAGAACUUGCGCAUAAUAACGAGCGUCAUUGACUAGUGCACGAUUUUUCGGAGCUUUCCAUCAAAAAGUUGCUUACUCAAAAAAUUCCGGUCCAAUCCGCCCCCGCCAAAGUUGUUAUGUUGAAUGAUGGAAAAUAAAAAACACGCACCUCGCAAGCCAUUUUUCAUUAUCGUGGUAAGGGAUGUCACGUGCGGUUGCCCGCACCGAAUGCGAGUCGAAGGACGGCCAUGUUUCCAGUCGGCGUGAAGCUGUUGCUUUGGAAAUUCUUGUCGGGCUUCACCGCCCUUAUCAAACGAAAAUUGCGUGAAUAUAAAACUACCGCAAAAAUUUUUCCCUUGUCGAUUUUCCCGUGUACUACGCACGCAGACAUCAAAUGGUAGCAUCUAGAUGAUUGUGUGAUUGAUUCGCUCGGUCCAUUCGGUUCAUCGCCUUUUGGUCCGCCUUUUACGUGUUCCUGGACUCCGUCCGUGAUGCCGGAAUGAAAACACCAAAAGACGAUUGAUGAUGGAUAGGACUAAAUAUUUGGCUGUGUGAUAUUGUCGACGCAGUAAUCUACGACGACGGGUCAUUGUUCUUCCGUUCGUUGACUUUUUUUUAUUUUUUCUCUCUUGAGAACGGUUCACUUUUUAUUAGCAUCAGCUGCUUUUCGACAUUUUCACGUUGCCCGACAUACCAGACGUGAGUUGUCGUGAAUUUCUUGUGACACUCUAGAAGUUGGUUGAUGGUUAACUCGUUAGUGUACAGAAACAAAGCAAAUAAUGGCCGCUGUCGCACGUGUUUUGCUGUUGAUGUCAACGUUAAAUACGACGACUGGCUAGCCUUGUCGCCCUGCUAGAGUCUGCAUCGUGCGCCAAAAAGGGGCCGACUUGCACCUUUCGCCGACAAAGUUCUCCGCUCCAAAAUACACCUCAUCAACGGCCGGCCGACGGAGUGACUCUCUCCCACUUCUCUUCAGCGAUCGAGGUCAAUGGGAAGCCCUCCGAGUUGGGGUCCACGUCGUUUGUCAUUCUAUACUCGGUAUUAUUUAUAACCACUGAGAAGGCGUCGUGACAUUGCCAGUUGCCACUGACGCGGCCUGUCUCCCUCACUUUCGUCCACCCCAUUUCUCCCUGCCAUAACACAGAGGGGAGACGGACGAAAGGAGCUGGACGGAAUGGAGAAAAGGUAAAGAAGGAAUCGAAGGAAAGAGUGAGAAAGAGAGAAAGAGAGAGAGAGAAGACAUUCCAUUUGAGAAAAAAUAAAACCAAGAUGAGUAUGUCCACGAAUAGAAUCUUUUCUUGGCAAGGCAGCCGUUUACCGAUGAAAACGAGAGCCUCUUGGCCGUCUGAAGCGUUGCCGGACGUAUCCCGAGCCCGCACCAAUAGGGCCGCAUGCAGUCAGUCCUCAAACCUCAAACGGUUUGAGCGCCGACAUCACAGCCUGCGCUGAGAGACAUUUGGUCCGACACCAGCAGCUCAACUCCAACACACGAAAAGUGGGUCAGAUUCUUUAUCCUGGCCGGCUAGACUAGACUGUCGAUUGUUCACCGGAAAAAAAAAAAAAAAAAACUACAAAAUUGUUUGUACGUGUGUUAUUACAGAAAAGGCGAUUGUGCUAGCGUCCGCUCGGCGGCGGUGUGCGAUAUCCAUUCAGACGUUUCCCGUUCCAUUUUGGCAAUCUCAUCAACUCUGCUGCUGGACUGUAGAGAUUAUCGGCACGCUUUGCCGUGCUGAUACGAGCGGCGAUUCCAGCAUGUCGUUAAGAGGCAUUCGAUCGCGAUUGCGUCAGGGCGGCAGUGGCAGCGGCGGAGGUUGCGAUUCCGAUCAAGGAAGUCCCUCUAGAUCAGCGUCUUUCUUUCAACAGCUGGCGGCUUUUUUGGGUCCCGAUGAACCGACUUCCUCGAAAGGAUCCUACUCCCAAGAGGAUGACGGCGCCAAUCCAGGCGGAACAAACUUGGAAGACCAACUCCUGUCGCUGGUGGUCAUGGCCAAGGGAGGGAGAUCGUCGGCGGCCAUGGAGACGGACGCAGCCGGGACUGCCAGUAGCCAAUCGGAUACGUCGGAACCCAACAGCAUCGAGCAAACCAAUUUUCAACAGCAGCAACAGCUGAAACAAGCCAACGCAAGCCCGGGAUCACAGCACAAGACGGUCCAUAGAUUGGUCAACGAGAGUUCAGUCGAUUUAACGGGAAGCGACCGCGAUACAGACAAGGAAGGGAGUUUGACGGACUUGAACGACGUUGUCCGCCCUCGCCGUUCGGUGGCCCAGAGUAUACGACGCCGAGCGAUGCAGUCAGCCAAAUCUGGCGCCGAACUCCAGGAACAGCCGUCGAAUUCCUGUCCUGGACAAACUCCUCGAAGGAACCGGUUUGCUCAUCGCGAUAAGAGGCGAUCCGAGCGCAGCAUAUCGCUGGAUCGUUCCGUCAGAAGCGCCAGCAUCCCACCAUCCCUGGACAAGGACGACACUGGGUCCACUCUGACAAGAAAUGACGAAAUGUCGCAGACGAGUAAGGAGGCUGUUGGCAGUGGAGACACUUCAUCCCGGCUGCCUCAUCAUCGCAUCGCCGCCUGGGCUCGCGAGCUGAUGGACGAUCUCCAAUCGAUUGAGGAUGAAACGGAUCAGGGACAGGGUUCGCCCAAAGAGAAUAACGCCGAUGAUCUUGGAGACAGUCUGGCUGUCAAGAGGUUGAAGAAUAACAUUUUGAGAUUUGGACGAAUCACUGGAGCUAUUUCAUCCUCUUGCGAUUCAAUUCAGUCGAUCCGCCAAUGGCAGUCACCCACAGCUUCCAUCUUGUUCCUUCUGGUUUCCUCUUACGCCAUAUGGCAUGGUUUGUUUCUCGUUCUAGUCGUCGCUGCCAGUCUGUGGAAGUUGACGAUAAAUUACCUCACUUCCCAAGGCUGGCUGCGACACUUUGGCUGGAAUAUGGGCGGAGAUCAUCAAGAUGCAGACGAGUCGUCCAACGACGGAAACAAAUCGUCGACCAGCGUCAUCGAAAGUGUUUCCGUCAUCCUCCAAGUGGCUAGAAAAGUUCAAAAUCAGCUGGGCAACGUCUGCGACGCUGCGGAAAAAAUCAAAAAUUUGCUCAUGUGGCGUCACGAAGCCUCGCGCCGGCUCUACCUGAUUCUGUGGCUGGCGCUGCUCGUAACUCUUCUGGUGCCGGCAGCUCAGCUCUCCACCUUCGUUGGCUUCUACCUGCUCUUGAAAGUAAUGAUAGUUGACUACGUCUUCUUCAAGUUCCCGCGACUACGUGCCAAGUACGACACGUCCUCGCUCAUCUGGCAGACGCUGCCCACCGACGCCGACUUGGACGCUCGUCGCAAAGUCGAACAGGGCUUGCGCAACGCCGCAGCGUCAGCAGCCAAUGCAGAGACGCGAACUUUCUGGGAAUCUUUCAACCUUCCACCCAACGAGCAUCCGCUGUCAGGAUGGCAAAAUGGGUUGCGAGCAACACUGGUGAACCGGGACAAAUCACUGACGUCGUCCUUUAAGUCCGGCCGGCUCUUUCUCACCCCCAGUUAUCUUUGCUUUGAACGGUCCAAGACGCAGCCGGGCAAGAACGUGGUUAUUCCGCUGGACAGGAUCAUUCGUUUGGAAAAGGGCAACCAAUACAGCUGGAUACCCGGCGGUGGAAUGAUUAUCGAAGUUUUCGUUCAAGGACUAGAUCGGGCCUACACUUUCGGCGCCAUCAUGAACCGUGACGAUGUUUUCAAUAGCAUCCGCGAUGCGGCGGAGGGACUCGGCUGCAUCUGGCGCGAAGACAACAACAAAUCCGGAUCGUCAUAACUAAUCUCCAAAAGACUCGUAAGCCAAAAGACUCGCUGGCACCCAGUGACGGCUCAACAUCUUCCUCGAACAUCUCCUCUUCUUUCUUCCGAUUUCCCUCCCUCCCCCUCGUGUUUUGUAGCAUCCGCAGACUAAAUGAGCUUAUUUAUCCCUCCUUCCUCCCUUCUCUCAAUAUAUAUACACACACACACACACACACACACACACACACACACACACACACACACACACUACAUAAUACAUCAUAUGUGUAUAUAUGUAUACGUUGUACCCAGUGUAAAUACAGAAAUUGCAAGGA
Molecule: messenger RNA, 5662 nt
Organism: Daphnia pulex (common water flea)
Lineage: Eukaryota; Metazoa; Arthropoda; Branchiopoda; Diplostraca; Daphniidae
Product: GRAM domain-containing protein 4-like
Exons: 14
Coding region: 3334-5364 (676 amino acids)
Biological process (GO): negative regulation of toll-like receptor 9 signaling pathway; apoptotic process
Source: RefSeq, a predicted model, not a curated record